UUUUGAGACGGAUCAUUUGCCGCCCUCUCCUUUUCCCGCCCUCCUUUUCCCGCCCUCCUUUUCCCGCCCUCCUUUUCCCGCCCUCCUUAUCGCGCCCUCUCUCCUUUCGCCGUCCUCCGCAAAUGGCGCCGGAACUUCCGCCGCCGAAGUCGGAGUACGAAGCUGCACGGAAGCAGCGGAUCCAGGAGAACCAGAAACGCAUGGCGGAGCUGGGCAUACUGGAGGCGUCAAGAGACCUGUCCUCGUCGCAAGAGAGCAAAGCCAUGGCCCCGCGCAGCGAAGCAAGGAAAGUGCCGCGGCAACGAGAGUUGCUGCUGCCGCAGCGCAAGUCAGCUCGCAUGGCGGCCAAGGGCACGAAGCCGAGAUACAUUGAGGUCGAAUUCAAGGCUCCUGCUCGCUCAAGGGGAGUGAGACGUGUGAGUCGCGAGGCUGAGUACCGCCCCCGAGUGGCGGUCUCACCUGAGGCAGAGGAACGGGCUCUGAGGGCUGCAGGCCUGCUGGCCGAAGCACUGGCGCGGGGAUGGCUGUCACCUGCACAGCACGAGAAGGAGAGGGGGAGAGAGGGGGAGGGAAGAGAGGGAAAGGGGAAAGGGCAGCCUUCAGCGAUGGUGAAAGCAAUGGUGCGGUCUCACGUGCACGGCUGCUUCUGGCUGGUCAGGUCGGGUACCCGCGACCCGACCAGUAAACGGGCAGUAGGGGGCGCAAGAUUCUCUCAGCCAAGGCAAGUGGCCUCUCCCGAGGCACAGGAGAGGGCUUUAAGGGCAGCGGACGGUCUGAUGGAGGCUCUGCACUGCCCCUGCAUGUGCAAGCACAUCCAACCGUCACAAAUGUCUGGCGGUUUCUGGCUGGGACUGAACAAAGGCUUCUGCACGGCGCAUCUCCCUCGCAGCAUCGCCACCCUCACACUCAAAGUCGACCACCCACAAGGCACCACGGAUACCAAGGACACCACAGACCGGAAACGGCCAAGGAGACAAAAGCACGAGACGCAAGAGGAGGGUUUGCAGAGGGAUUUGCAGGAGUUACUAGGGGAGAGGAGAGCGGUGAUGGGGGGGGUGUAUGCAGUGGGGGAGGGGGAGUGGAGGGCCCAGUACCUGCCGCAUAAGUCAGGGCUGAGUGGGGGUUGGAGGGGCUUCGCGUUGGACCAGGAGCUGGAUGCUGGUGAUGCCGUGGUGUUCGAGAAAGUCAGCAGCGAUACACUCAAGGUUCACAUCUUCAGAGCGGCAGACUACGAGGAGGAUGCGGGAGAGAGUGACAGUGAGCCUGAGGAGGUCUUGCCGGCAACCACCAAGAGGAAAACAAAGGCUUGAAGCGGCCAAGGCUUGAAGGAACCUAACAGCUUAUGGUGCUAGUACGGUAUUUCAUUACAGAGUGGCUUGGCCUCAGCGUUGUGUGCGUGCGUGCAUGCAGAUAUGUGUGGCCUUAGCCGUGUACAAGGGUCUAGUUAGUCAUGUCCAAAACAGGGCUUAUAUUUGGUUUUUCACCACUCUGAUUUUCACGAGUGACUCCUGUGUCAAACAUUUGUAUCUCUAAUGUUUGUAUAGACUGUAUAGGGUCACCUCUUAGAGAGUACAACCCUUAGAUAUAUAUCCUUGUACCCAGGUUCUCUAGUUCAUUCAUUAUUCAGUU
Messenger RNA from Closterium sp. NIES-67, 1629 nucleotides. Lineage: Eukaryota; Viridiplantae; Streptophyta; Zygnematophyceae; Desmidiales; Closteriaceae. The record is from the annotation of a GenBank genome assembly.